This is a messenger RNA of Manis javanica (Malayan pangolin), 5089 nucleotides long. It is a transcript of the gene DCT, whose product is annotated as dopachrome tautomerase. Gene Ontology annotation, molecular function: dopachrome isomerase activity; oxidoreductase activity. Gene Ontology annotation, cellular component: melanosome. Lineage: Eukaryota; Metazoa; Chordata; Mammalia; Pholidota; Manidae. The record is from RefSeq and is a predicted model, not a curated record. Gene Ontology annotation, biological process: developmental pigmentation; ventricular zone neuroblast division; melanin biosynthetic process from tyrosine.
GCAUUAUCCUCAUUAAAUCUGGCUGUUGGAGGUGCUUCUAAUGGAAUUAAACUUGUUUUGUGUGCAUCACAUAAAAUAGUCUGUGCAUGUGCACAUACCCAUGCGCACACACAUGGGAGCUGUGAUUCUUGUGGGUAUUUUUUAAUAAGGAGAGGAAUAGAAUGCAAAACAAAAAUAUAUCAAAAGGAAAAAUAUUCCAGACCCCAAAUUGAAAACCAAGUGAAUGCUCAAAAACUCGAGAGUGAAAGACAAGGAGGAAGGCAGUCUAAACACAAGGAGUGGAGAGCCAGAGAGAGUUCUCCUAAUCAUAAAGCCAUGAGCUCCCUUCGGUGGGGGCUGGUGCUCAGUUGCCUGGCCUGUGGAAUCCUGCCUGGAGCCUGGGCGCAGUUCCCCAGGGUCUGCAUGACCGUGGACAGCCUGCUGUCCAAGGAGUGCUGCCCGCCGCUGGGAGCGGAGCCGGCCAAUGUCUGUGGCUCUCAGGAGGGCCGGGGCCAGUGUGCUGAGGUGCCCACUGACACCAGGCCCUGGAGUGGUCCCUACGUCUUGCGAAACCUGGAUGACCGAGAACGGUGGCCAAGGAAAUUCUUUGAUCGGACCUGCAGGUGCACAGGAAACUUUGCCGGCUACAACUGUGGAGUCUGCAAGUUUGGAUGGACCGGCCCUGACUGCAAUCGGAAGAAAGCACUGGUUGUUCGGCGGGAUAUCCACUCCUUGACCAGUCAGGAGACGGAGCAGUUCUUGGGCGCCUUAGACCUGGCGAAGGCCACCGUGCACCCCGAUUAUGUGAUCACCACGCAGCACUGGCUGGGCCUGCUCGGGCCCAAUGGGACGCAGCCGCAGAUCGCCAACUGCAGCAUCUAUGAUUUCUUUGUGUGGCUCCACUAUUAUUCUGUUCGAGACACAUUACUAGGACCAGGGCGCCCCUACAAGGCCAUUGAUUUCUCACAUCAAGGGCCUGCCUUCGUUACCUGGCACCGGUACCAUUUGCUGUGGCUGGAAAGAGAGCUCCAGCGUCUCACUGGCAACGAGUCCUUUGCUUUACCCUACUGGAACUUUGCCACUGGCAGGAAUGAGUGUGACGUGUGUACAGACCAGCUCUUUGGGGCAGCAAGACAAGAUGAUCCGACUCUGAUUAGUCAGAACUCAAGAUUCUCCAGCUGGGAAAUUGUCUGUGAUAGCUUAGAUGACUACAACCGCUGGGUUACACUGUGUAAUGGAACUUAUGAAGGUUUGCUGAGAAGAAAUCAAGUGGGAAGAAAUGGAGAGAAACUGCCAACUUUAAAAGACCUACGAGAUUGUCUGUCUCUUGAGAAGUUUGACAGCCCCCCUUUCUUCCAGAACUCCAGCUUCAGCUUCAGGAACGCCCUGGAGGGGUUUGAUAAAGCAGAUGGGUCCCUGGACUCUCGAGUGAUGAGCCUUCAUAACUUGGUGCAUUCCUUCCUGAACGGGACGAACGCUUUACCACAUUCGGCUGCCAAUGACCCCAUUUUUGUGGUCCUUCAUUCUUUCACUGAUGCCAUUUUUGAUGCGUGGAUGAAAAGAUUCAAUCCUCCUGUGGACGCCUGGCCUCAGGAGCUGGCACCCAUUGGUCACAAUAGGAUGUAUAACAUGGUUCCUUUCUUCCCUCCGGUGACUAAUGAGGAACUCUUUUUAACUGCAGACCAACUUGGCUACAGCUACGCCAUUGAUCUGCCAGUUGAAGAAAGUCCAGGCUGGACCACAGUUCUCUCGGUGGUUAUGGGAGUGCUGGUGACUGUGGUUGGUCUUUUUGUGCUGCUGGUUUUCCUUCAGUAUAGAAGACUUCGAAAAGGAUAUGCACCCCUCAUGGAGACCCAUUUAAGCGACAAGAGAUACACAGAGGAAGCCUAGGGUGCUCACAGCAGCGAAGCCAUAGUUCUGACCCUGAGGAUGCAAACUAACUCUCACGAACUGCCUUGAACUGAAGAUCUUUGGCAUAGUUCCUCCUGUUGUGGUGACGAUCCCAAAUACAGAAGAUGCUUCGCUGUGGUUUCUGGUUUGUGGGUUAGCAAACUCAAGCCGAAGUGCUUGAGGCUAUUCCCAGGAGCAUCAAGCAAAAGUAGAAUGGACAGUGUGUGUUACCUGACAGUGAUUCCCAUGUUGAUUAAGCCUUCUUGUAUUUUGAGAACACCAGAAAAAAAAGGUUGGUAGGUGGAUUCGUUUUAAUUUGCAGGUCAGUGUAAUUUGAGACCCGGCCAACAUCAUGGUGCAAUGUUUUUCAGUGCGAGUGUCCUCCUUUGUAAUGAGGUGAGGGUGAGGGGCGGCAGGUGCUGCAUGCGCCAGGAUCCCUUUCAGCUGUAAACAUCUAUGCUUCAGGGCCCUUUCUGAUUGUCUCCUGAGCCUUAUUUUUCUUCUUCUUCAGCCUUUAGAAUGGCCUUAAUAGGCCUAUUUUACCAAAUAGAAUGGACAGUAAAUGAGUAAAUGAAUGACCCAUUUGGUUCUCUUUUGUGAACUAGACUUUACAGAAUUUAUCAAAAGUCUGCAAUUCUUAACACUAGACCUGUCACAAGAUUUAAUAGCUGGAUAAACAUUGAUCUGAUAGAGAUAGAUAAAUAGAUGAGGGAUUAAUUUAUUGAGCUUUCUAGUUAAUUCAUAUACUAUUUAAAAAUCUAUUAACAAGCAUAAGAAUGACUCUUUACAGGAAAGGCUGGCUGGAGAAGGCUGGUGAGACUCUAAUCCUGAAUAUAAGACAAUUUGAUUAGUGCAUCACUGUUCUGAGGUCUCAUUUGGUGGAUCCUGAACUAAUCUGGUACCCGACCUGAUAACCUGAUUCCAGCAAGAUAGCCUUAAAUGAAAAAUUCAUCACGUGUAAUGCAUUUGACUUAUUUUUAAGAGCUGACUUUAGAUUCAUUAACAUGCAGUGUACUGGCAGUUACCUAUGAAUGCUAAUCAAUUAAGUCUUAUUUAAAAGCAAACCAUCCAUACAAAAUACAACAAUUCAGAAUUAAAUGGUUAUGUUCUGCUAAGCAAUCAUCAGAUCAUGAGAGAUAAGAAUGAGGCAAUCUUUGCUAAGAUGUUCAGCUUUACCGAGAUGAUCCCUACUUCUAAAAACCUAAUGGUUAUUGAGACUUCAAGGCGAAUUUUGUGUACUCAUGUCUGUACUGUGCAUCAGGAGUGAGGCCAGAGUGGUGGCCUGUCUGCUUAUUUCAGCCCCUCUCUACCUGAAUGGAUGUGUAUAAAGAAUGGAACUUUGGAGGACCCUGGAGCUCCAUAGAGGGGGCCUAGAGGGUGAGUCAUCAGUGACCAUGUUAUAUUCAGGAAUAAGGCAAUGAAAGCCAGAGAUAUAGACGGAGCCCUGUCUGAACUGAAUUUGUGUCUGUGUGGGUCUCAUAGAGCUACAGUAUAUCUGAGCUUAGGCUCAGUGAAUGAAAAUCAAGAUAGCCCAGAGUCCUUCGUGGAAUCAUGCCCUGCUUAGGCCUUUUUAGCUACAACCACAUGCAUAGAUCUCAAUUCCUGCCUUUAACAGUAUUCAUGGAAAAUUCAACAGUGUUUCAAUAACAUGCUCCUCUCUGGAAGGUUGAUGCUCUGAAUUCAGAGUUGUUGGGAACACAUUUUAACCCCCUCCUUUUUUAACUGAAAGAGAAAUAUAUUAAAAUGAAGAUACAAUUGUGCAUGGUAGGUAUGAUCCUGAAGAGUUACAUAUAAAUCAAUUUCAUGUUAAAAGCACCAGGGGAAAUCACUUUUUCUAGAUGAACUAUUACGAAUAGUCCUAUAAAGCAAAUAACCCCCUCAAGCUUAUCUUUCAGGUUUAUCAGAAUUUUCAAACAUCAUAUUCCAAUAAGAUUUAUUUAAAGGAUGAUGUAUCUGAGGUAGAAAUAAACAGUAAUCAUUUAUAAUUAGUUACUUUUAUCUACAGGGUGUACAACUUUUUAUAAAUAUUGUGUUUUAUGUUUUCCUAAAAGAAAUGAUUUCCUAACAUUAUAGUUCAUAGAGAGGGAUAAAAUUUUCUAACAUUUUCUGACAUUAUAAUAAAUCAAUGAUGAAUGCCUCUUAAAAAAUUUAAAAGUAGGACAAACCUGUAGAAUAAAAAGGUUGAUAUUUACGUACAUUGAAUAUCAUGCAAAUAAACUCAGAAAAUACCACUGAGCAUUGUAAGGCUGUACUUUCCAAUAAUAGGGAAAAAAAUUCAGCAUUGGAAUAAAUGAAUAAACUUUAUCCUUAUAUCCUCGGUGUCAGAAAAACUGUAUGUAUAUGAAUUAUGAUUUCAAAAGAAAUGUUUUAUAAAGCUCACAUUCAAAAGUGAAAUGAAAUCUAACAACAUCUUUCCUUUGUGAAUUAAAGUCUCUUUUAAUUCUAAGCUUCUUUGACAUUAGUUUGUGUCUUGUUUAAGAUUUAACAUUGUUAAUUAUACUAAUCCUAAUGAAUAAUUUUAAUCUCACAUUAACUAAAAGUAGAAAAUGUAUAAAGAAGAAAAUAAAAAUAAAUGUUUUGUAGAUUAUUGUUCAUCUGUUGAGGGCUAUUGUUUUUUAAUUUGUGAACAUCAAUUUGCAUCUUUUUGGUACUUAAUAUUCAUAUAUUGGGAUAUAUACUUGUACACUAAUAACUACUUCACUUUUGAAAAUAAGUUCUUGAAUAAACCAAUGUUUCUGCUUUCUUUUGAAUUUCUAAUUAAUUGCUACUUCCUGGCUUUCUAUGAUAUAUAGGUAGAAAAAUGAGACACCAACCUUUUCCCAGUGAAGAGUUACUUUUGAUGUCUGCACAGCCUAAAGACUUAUCUUGAGGUGCAGGGGAGGUAGCAUGGGUUUCUGCAGCAGCUAACCUUCUGGAAAGUCUUCCAGGUCAGUCAGCUUGUUGGGAACCCCAGAGGAAGACCCCAGAAAUUAGAGCUAAGUCCUGGUUACGUGUGUUUGCUUCCACAUCUAGACUUGAAGUUUCUGGAAGUCAGGUUAUGUAUCUUUCUGUGCAGCUCCAAUGCCAUUGUAUCAAAGCACAUUAAGAUCUCAGAAAAUGUGGGUGGUUAACUAAUAAUACAAGCACAUAAAAGCCAAUUCAUCCCCUAGUGGUAGAUAAUUACUCUCCCCAGUGCAACAGCAAAACCCAAUUUUGGAUUCUUCCUAUUUCUACAGGGUCU